AUGUAAAAUUAUAUGGUUUUGUUCGUUGCACAGGAGGAUGAAAAAUGACUUGAGAACCAUGCUUCAAGGAGUUAUUGGUAAAUCUCGUGGUCAACUGGUUCAAAUUUUGUAUCCAAAGUGUAACCAGCAGCUAGAUUCAUGGGAAUGUGGCUUCUAUGUGAUGUGUUGGAUUAAGACCAUCAUUCGAGCUGUCAUUACAGAUGACUGGAAUGAGCGCUUCAAGAGUACAUCGCCUAUUCCAGAGGACACAAUUAAACAGAUAAGGCAGGAGUGGACCGCUUAUCUUCUGCAAAGAUGGACUUCUCUACCUCAGAUUGCUGUUAACACUCGGCAAGUGUAA
This is a messenger RNA of Vigna angularis (adzuki bean), 340 nucleotides long. RefSeq lists its product as uncharacterized. The record is from RefSeq and is a predicted model, not a curated record. The transcript is spliced from 5 exons. Bases 38 to 340 code for a protein of 100 amino acids. NCBI's taxonomy places the organism in Eukaryota, Viridiplantae, Streptophyta, Magnoliopsida, Fabales, Fabaceae.